AUGGAGUAUCCUCUGGUGUGUGUUCUCAUCCUGGUGCUGCUCAAUUUCACUACAGGUAAAGUGGACAAUUAGCUCAUUCUGGAAAUAUAUUGAUGCCUAUUUGUGCUAUAUGGCACAAACGCUUUGUUAAAUAAGUAGCAGGUUGUCAAAUGUCUCUGUUUGGUUGAUGCACUUCAGUCAAACAGUAUCAAGUCAGCAAGAAGGAGAUUUCUAUUUAUCUGACAUUGACAACCAAUGUCUAGAGUAGACACUAGACAUAGAUAGUAAGUCAUUUUGUAAAUUGUGCGUUCAACUUGAAGGCACUAAUUUUGAAUGAAAAGCUUGUAUUUCUGUUAAAGUGCCAUAGUCUGAAGAUUUGAUUAAUCUCAAUUAAACUAUUUUAAAGAACUAUAAAGACUUUUGUACUGAUUAAUAAUAAGAAAUGUAAAGACUUUUGUACUGAUUAAUAAUAUCUCAAAACAUGAACUAAACUCAUCAAUCCAUCCUCUUCUAGAUGUCUCUGGCCAGGCUGUGGUUCCCUCUAUGAACCCCUUAGCUGUGGGAAGUAAUGUCACACUGAACCUAGUUCCCCAAAGCCCCAUCACCAUAGGGACCUGGUCAUAUGAAACUACAGUCGUCGUACUUUUCUAUCCUGGUGGCAGUAGUGUGAGGAAAAUGUAUCAAGGCAGAAUCUCAUUCAACCGCUCCUCCUCAGAGCUGUCCAUAAGCUCUCUCCAGCUCAACGACUCAGGACGAUAUACUGUCCAGGGAAUGGAGCCAGUCCUGAACGCAGUGGUGACUUUGUCUGUCCAGGGUAAGGAACUGACAUCAGCCUGUCUGUUUAUCUUUCUACGAUGGUAGACUCUCACACACUGGCACACACGGUCACUUGCUCGCACACAUGCUCACCUGCACACCUAUUCAUAUAUUUUCUUGCACGCAGGUUCACAUGCAAACAUGCAUGCACAUCAGUGGAGGCUGCUGAGGGGAGGACAGCUCUUAAUAAUGGCUGGAAUUUAGUGUAAUGGAGUGAAUGGAAUGGUAUCAAACAUAUGAAAAACAUGUUUUUGAUACCAUUCCAUUUACUCCAUUCCAGCCAUUGUUAUGAGCCGUUCUCACUUCAGCAGCCUCCACGGAUGCGCAUACAUUAUCUAUCAAUGAUUAAUCUCUGUCACAAUAAUAAAAGGCAAAGUCAUUUUCCUGACAUGGAAAGCUAACACUUAAAUGUGUCAAUGUAUUCUGAACCUAUGUCACGAUCGUCGUAUUGAACAGACCAAGGCGCAGCGUGAUGAACGAACAUGUUUAACUUUAUUAUCUUUAGUGAUAAUAGAACACAAUCAACAAAACAAGAAACGACUCGUGAAGUCCACGGUAACAAUGACCGAACACGGAACAAGAACCCACAAACACAAAGGGAAAAUAGACAGUAUAAAUAUGGCUCCCAAUCAGAGACAACCAACGACAGCUGACACUCGUUGCCUCUGAUUGGGAGUCACUCUAGCCAACAUAGAAAUAAACACAACAGAAUUACCAACAUAGAAAUAAACACAUAGAAUGAACACACCCUGGCUCAACAUAUAGAGUCCCAGAGCCAGGGUGUGACAGUACCCCCCCCCUAAAGGCGCAGACUGCGACCGCGCCUCAACCUGAACAAAACAGGGGAGGGCUGGGCGGGCAUACCUCCUCGGCGGCGGUUCUGGCUCCGGCCUUGACCACCACCCUCCAAUAAACCCCCCAUAGCGCCCCUGGUCCAGUCUGGCCCCGCCGGCUGGAGCUGAACUGGACUUAGCAGGAGCGGUUAGCUUCAGCUCCAAAGUGGAGCAGUUGACCGGUACCUUACCAGGCACCGGUGACCCAGGCACGGGUUGUGCUGGACUGACGACGCGCACCCCUGGCUUGGUGCGUGGAGGAGGAACGGGCCUUACCAGGCUGACGACGCGCACCCCUGGCUUGGUGCGUGGAGGAGGAACAUGCCUUACCAGGCUGACGACUCGCACCCCUGGCUUAGUGCGUGGAGGAGGAACGGGCCUUACCAGGCUGACGACUCGCACCCCUGGCUUAGUGCGUGGAGGAGGAACGGGCCUUACCAGGCUGACGACUCGCACCCCUGGCUUGGUGGGUGGAGGAGGGACGGGCCUUACCAGGCUGACGUCUCGCACCCCUGGCUUAGUGCGAGUAGCAGGAACAGGCCUUACCAGGCUGACGUCUCGCACCCCUGGCUUAGUGCGAGUAGCAGGAACAGGCCGGGCCGGGCUGGCGAUGCGCACCGUAGACUUGGUGCGAGUGGCAGGAACAGGCCGGGCCGGGCUGGCGACGCGCACCGUAGACUUGGUGCGAGUGGCAGGAACAGGCCGGGCCGGGCUGGCGACGCGCACCGUAGACUUGGUGCGAGUGGCAGGAACAGGCCGGGCCGGGCUGGCGACGUGCACCGUAGACUUGGUGCGAGUGGCAGGAACAGGCCGGGCCGGGCUGGCGACGCGCACCGUAGACUUGGUGCGAGUGGCAGGAACAGGCCGGGCCGGGCUGGCGACGCGCACCGUAUACUUGGUGCGAGUGGCAGGAACAGGCCGGGCCGGGCUGGCGACGCGCACCGUAGACUUGGUGCGAGUGGCAGGAACAGGCCGGGCCGGGCUGGCGACGCGCACCGUAUACUUGGUGCGAGUGGCAGGAACAGGCUGGGCCGGGCUGGCGACGCGCACCGUAGACUUGGUGCGAGUGGCAGGAACAGGCCGGGCCGGGCUGGCGACGCGCACCGUAUACUUGGUGCGAGUGGCAGGAACAGGCCGGGCCGGGCUGGCGACGCACACCAUAGGCUUGGUGCGUGGAGCAGGGACAGGCCGGACUGGGCUGGCGACGCACACCGUAGGCUUGGUGCGUGGAGCAGGGACAGGCCAAACCGGGCUGGCGACGCACACCGUAGGCUUGGUGCGUGGAGCAGGGACUGGCCGGACUGGGCUGGCGACGCACACCGUAGGCUUUGUGCGUGGAGCAGGGACAGGCCGAACCGGGCUGUGGAGACAGAUAGGAGACCUGGAGUGAAGAGCGGCCACAACCCGUCCUGGCUGAAUGCCUACCCUCACACACUCUGUGUGAGGCAUCCGCACAGGACGUACAGGGCGGUGUAUCCGUAACCUGGUGGCCUUCUGAAUCCGCCCCUUUUUUGCCUCCGUCAGCCCCGUCAUCCAUGCCGUGUGCCCCCCCCCUAAAAAUUUUCUGGGGUUGCCUCUCGACCGUCCGACGACGACCCUGAUCACGCCGUUGCUCCUCUCUCCGUCGCCUCUCCACUGUCUCACUCCAUGGCCGGCGAUCCAUCCCGGCCAGGAUUUCCUCCCAAGUCCAGGACCCUUUACCGUCCAAUAUCUCCUCCCAUGUCCAGGCUGCCUGCUCCUCUCUACGGCGCGCCUCCACCGUCUCUUCUCCCGGCGCUUCCUCCCAUGUCCAGCCCAAGAGCUGCCCCUGGACACGCUGCUUGGUCGUUGCAUGGUGGGUUCUUCUGUCACGAUCGUCGUAUUGAACAGACCAAGGCGCAGCGUGAUGAACGAACAUGUUUAACUUUAUUAUCUUUAGUGAUAAUAGAACACAAUCAACAAAACAAGAAACGACUCGUGAAGUCCACGGUAACAAUGACCGAACACGGAACAAGAACCCAAAAACACAAAGGGAAAAUAGACAGUAUAAAUAUGGCUCCCAAUCAGAGACAACCAACGACAGCUGACACUCGUUGCCUCUGAUUGGGAGUCACUCUAGCCAACAUAGAAAUAAACACAACAGAAUUACCAACAUAGAAAUAAACACAUAGAAUGAACACACCCUGGCUCAACAUAUAGAGUCCCAGAGCCAGGGUGUGACAACCUAUAGUGAAUUUGGACUACCACUGAAAAGAAUGAACCUGAACAGAUCACAGAGUAUGAGCAAAUUUUACACAAUACUUUUUAUGUGUGCGCAAAGAGACUAAGAGCUCUACAGUGCUCAAUCCUGUAACUUGGUCUCUAUGAAAAUUAAAUUAAAUUAAAUAGCAUAUUUAGAUUAAUUUCCAAAACAAGUUUUACAGUGUGAAGCAAAACAUCAACUAUAUGGUUGUAAUUCAGUAACACACAAAAACACUUUUUUGAGACACAUACAUCUUAUCUUGACUGCCAUCUACUCUCUCACCCACAGAGCCCAUUUCAAACGUUGACUCUAAGGGCCAAUGCCAUUGAUCUAGUGGAAUUGAACGACACUGCCAUUUUCACCUGUUCCGUCUCCUCUGGCACUUCCCUCUCUUACCGCUGGCUGAAUGGCAGCUCAGAGGUCACAGCCAGUGACAGAGUUCGGCUUGGUGGUGGGAACAGCACUCUCACCAUAGUCAGUGUGACACGAUACGAUGAAGGGCCAUUCAGAUGUAUGGUCAUCAACGGAAUCAGCAAUGGCACCAGCCAGCCCAUUGGCCUCAAUGUUAGAUGUGAGUAUCAGAGUCUGCAGUACAUAUCAAUCAUACUCAACAGACAUGGAUUGUACCUUGUCAUUGAGAGCCAGCACUCCAUGCAAUGAUGCAAUAUGCCUAUUUUCAUCAUAAACCAUUCCUCUGUAUCCACUUGAUCCAGGUCAUUAUUUGCAUGGAUCAUUAGUACACUGUGUUUAGUAGAGCAGGACAAAAACAUAUUCUAGGGAAUGUUUACCCAACACAUCAUUGUUAUUGGUUCCUCCCAUAGAUGGCCCAAGUAAUCUCACCAUGAUGGUACUUCCUGAGAUGACCAUAGGACAUACAGCCUACAAAUCGGGCUCUGACAUCACUCUGUCCUGCUCCGCUCAGUCCAAACCCGCUGUGUCCUACAAGUGGAGGUUUAAUGGGGCGUUCCUCAAUGAGCAAAGCCCACAGCUCAGCCUGCAGAACACCAGGGAGAACCAGACAGGAGGUUACUCCUGCUUAGCCCACAACAAUGUCACACUCCGAUUCGCCACCCUGACCACAAUGAUAAAGAUCAUGGGUGAGGCAACAUUCACUGUUUACGAAAUGUCAUAUAGUUGGUAGUGAAUAUUUGAUUAUUGAUGGUUAAGAAUACAAUGUUAUGUAAUUAGGCAAUAAGGCCAGAGGAGGUGUGGUAUAUGUCCAAUAUAACACAGCUAAGGGCUGUUCUUAUGCCUGGACACAGCCCUUAGCAGUGGUAUAUUGGCCGUAUACCACAAACCCCCGAGGUGCCUUAUUGCUAUUAUAAACUGUUUACCAAAGUUAUUAGAGUAGCAAAAAGCAAUGUUUUGUCAUACACGUGGUAUACCACGGCUUUCAGCAAAUUCAGGGCUCAAACCACCCAGUUUACAAUGGUCUUUUUACCACCGAUCGAGUGAAGUACAACACGACAAAUGACUCAUCCUCUUCUUUUACUCUAGAGCCGAUAUCAGCAGUUGCGUUGAACAGUGAUGGGAAGCCACCGAUACUGGGUCAGUCGCUCACUUUGCGGUGUGAGGUGACUGGACCUGUAGACUACAUUCACUGGCUGAUGAACAGCCAGCUCAUCUCCCUAAACAACAGAACGAUCUUCUCUACGGACAACAAGACAAUGGUUAUCAACCCAAUCCAGUUUUCUGACAGUGGAGAAUAUCUCUGUGAGGCCUUUAAUGCUGCCAGCAACCUGACCAGCAUGACAUACAAGCUUGUGGUGAACUGUGAGUAUUACACGAGCUGGUAAUCUUUGUCUGAUAAGACCAAUUCAGUGGCCUUGUAGUUAGAGUGUCCGCCCUGAGAUUAGAAGGUUGGGAGUUUGAUCCCUGGACGAGUCAUACCAACAACUGUACAAAUGGGACCCAAUGUGUAUUUUCUUGGCACUCAACAUUAAGGAGAUAGAAUCGGGGUAAGGGCCUGUGAUAGACUAGCGUCCUGUCCAGGGGAUGUACUUAUACAUCAAGCUGCAACACACUUGUGCAAGGCUAUUUACUUACUAAUCUUUGUCAAAAUAGUCAAACCAUAAGAUAAACCAUACUGUUAACUGUUUAACAGUUGGACCAGAGAGACCUGCUGUAACUAGUCCAGAUAUCGCGAUGACAGGACACAUCGUCACCUUCAACUGCUCAGCCUCCUCUCAGCCUCCCAGCCAGUUCAGCUGGUUCUUCAAUGGCUCCAAGGUGGCGACUGGCUCAGUGUAUAAGACUAGCCCACUAACCUUAGCCAGUUAUGGGGAGUACACCUGUGUGGCCUUCAACAACAUCACUGGCAGAAACAGCACUGUCUCCAAGAUGCUCACCGUCAUUGGUAAGACAGAAGAGACAUCUAAACUGUUUAACUUGUACAUGUAGAUAUAGGCCAAUCAACAUACAGUGAUUGCAGUCAAUAUUCUUGUGAUACUCUGAUGUUUUCUUCACAGAUCCAGUCACAAUGGCCAUGGUGAAAGUCAUUGGAGCCCAGCCAAUACUGAAUGAGACAUUCUCUCUGACCUGUGACACCGCUGGAACCAUUUACUCCAUUCACUGGAUGAGGAACAGCUGGCCUCUGUAUGCUGACAACAGAAAACAAUUUUCUAUGAACAACAAUACACUGACAUUCAACUAUGUCCAGCGUUCUGACAAUGGAGACUAUCAGUGUUCUGCCUCCAACCAACUCAGCAACAUGACCAGCCCAAGCUACAGACUGAUCGUCAACUGUGAGUAGUUAUUAUGUCCCAAAACCAAACUUGAUAUCUGCCAAUCUAAUUCUAAUUUUGACCUAUAAUGAGGGCAAGAUUAAAUGUGUAGUAAUGGAAUUGGGGUAGGUAUUGAUGCCACUUCUGGCACCAAUAUAAUGAAGCCAAGGGGAUGGCUGGGUAUUGCUGGGGUCAAACUCAGGGAAGCGCACUAAUGGCAGUUCCAAUAGCUAAUCUCAUUCAAUAUCUUCAUUAUCUUGUGUUUCCCAGAUGGUCCAGAGAGACCUGUUAUCAUGAGUCCGGAUAUAGCGAUGACAGGAUACAUUGUCACCUUCAACUGCUCGGCCUCCUCUCAGCCUCCCAGCCAGUUCAGCUGGUUCUUCAAUGGCUCCCAGGUGGCAACUGGCUCAGUGUAUAAGACUAGCCCACUGACCUUAGCCAGUCAUGGGAAGUACACCUGUGUGGCCUUCAACAACGUCACUGGCAGAAAUAGCACUGUCUCCAAGAUGCUCACUGUUGUUGGUGAGUCAGCAACUGCUACUUAAAAUCAAGGAACUAAAACAUGCUUUAGUUUGUUUGUGUUCAGUUGGUUUUAGACACAGCCUAAGCGCUGUUGAACCUACAGUAUAAUUAGAUGGAAGUUGAGAUAUAAAGUGCUGAAAAACCAUUUGACCUACUUUCCACAGCACCUGUGACCAUGACCAUGGUGAAAGUCAUUGGAGCCCAGCCAAUACUGAAUGAGACAUUCUCUCUGACCUGUGACACCGCUGGAACCAUUUACUCCAUUCACUGGAUGAGGAACGGCUGGCCUCUGUAUGCUGACAACAGAAAACACUUUUCUAUGAACAACAAUACACUGACAUUCAACUAUGUCCAGCGUUCUGACAAUGGAGACUAUCAGUGUUCUGCCUCCAACCAACUCAGCAACAUGACCAGCCCAAGCUACAGACUGAUCGUCAACUGUGAGUAGUUAUUAUGUCCCAAAACCAAACUUGAUAUCUGCCAAUUUAAUUCUAAUUUUGACCUAUAAUGAGGGCAAGAUUAAAUGUGUAGUAAUGGAAUUGGGGUAGGUAUUGAUGCCACUUCUGGCACCAAUAUAAUGAAGCCAAGGGGAUGGCUGGGUAUUGCUGUGGUAGAACUAAGGGAAGCGCACUAAUGGCAGUUCCAAUAGCUAAUCUCAUUCAAUAUCUUCAUUAUCUUGUGUUUCCCAGAUGGUCCAGAGAGACCUGUUAUCAUGAGUCCGGAUAUAGCGAUGACAGGAAUCAUCGUCACCUUCAACUGCUCGGCCUCCUCUCAGCCUCCCAGCCAGUUCAGCUGGUUCUUCAAUGGCUCCCAGGUGGCAACUGGCUCAGUGUAUAAUACUAGCCCACUGACAUUAGCCAGUCAUGGGAAGUACACCUGUGUGGCCUUCAACAAUGUCACUGGCAGAAAUAGCACUGUCUCCAAGAUGCUCACUGUUGUUGGUCAGUCAGCAACUGCUACUUAAAAUCAAGGAACUAAAACAUGCUUUAGUUUGUUUGUGUUCAGUUGGUUUUAGACACAGCCUAAGCGCUGUUGAACCUACAGUAUAAUUAGAUGGAAGUUGAGAUAUAAAGUGCUGAAAAACCAUUUGACCUACUGUACUUUCCACAGCACCUGUGACCAUGACCAUGGUGAAAGUCAUUGGAGCCCAGCCAAUACUGAAUGAGACAUUCUCUCUGACCUGUGACACCGCUGGAACCAUUUACUCCAUUCACUGGAUGAGGAACGGCUGGCCUCUGUAUGCUGACAACAGAAAACACUUUUCUAUGAACAACAAUACACUGACAUUCAACUAUGUCCAGCGUUCUGACAAUGGAGACUAUCAGUGUUCUGCCUCCAACCAACUCAGCAACAUGACCAGCCCAAGCUACAGACUGAUCGUCAACUGUGAGUAGUUAUUAUGUCCCAAAACCAAACUUGAUAUCUGCCAAUUUAAUUCUAAUUUUGACCUAUAAUGAGGGCAAGAUUAAAUGUGUAGUAAUGGAAUUUGGGUAGUUAUUGAUGCCACUUCUGGCACCAAUAUAAUGAAGCCAAGGGGAUGGCUGGGUAUUGCUGGGGUAGAACUAAGGGAAGCGCACUAAUGGCAGUUCCAAUAGCUAAUCUCAUUCAAUAUCUUCAUUAUCUUGUGUUUCCCAGAUGGUCCAGAGAGACCUGUUAUCAUGAGUCCGGAUAUAGCGAUGACAGGAUACAUCGUCACCUUCAACUGCUCGGCCUCCUCUCAGCCUCCCAGCCAGUUCAGCUGGUUCUUCAAUGGCUCCCAGGUGGCAACUGGCUCAGUGUAUAAGACUAGCCCACUGACAUUAGCCAGUCAUGGGAAGUACACCUGUGUGGCCUUCAACAACGUCACUGGCAGAAAUAGCACUGUCUCCAAGAUGCUCACUGUUGUUGGUGAGUCAGCAACUGCUACUUAAAAUCAAGGAACUAAAACAUGCUUUAGUUUGUUUGUGUUCAGUUGGUUUUAGACACAGCCUAAGCGCUGUUGAACCUACAGUAUAAUUGGAUGGAAGUUGAGAUAUAAAGUGCUGAAAAACCAUUUGACCUACUUUCCACAGCACCUGUGACCAUGACCAUGGUGAAAGUCAUUGGAGCCCAGCCAAUACUGAAUGAGACAUUCUCUCUGACCUGUGACACCGCUGGAACCAUUUACUCCAUUCACUGGAUGAGGAACGGCUGGCCUCUGUAUGCUGACAACAGAAAACACUUUUCUAUGAACAACAAUACACUGACAUUCAACUAUGUCCAGCGUUCUGACAAUGGAGACUAUCAGUGUUCUGCCUCCAACCAACUCAGCAACAUGACCAGCCCAAGCUACAGACUGAUCGUCAACUGUGAGUACACUCUUAGAAAAAAAGGUUCCAAAUGGGUUCUGUGGCUGUCCCCAUAGGAGAACCCUUUUUGGUUCCAGGUAGAACUCUUUUGGGUUCUAUGUAUAACCCUCUGUGGAAAGGGUUCUACAUGGAACCCAAAACACUUCUACCUGGAACCAAAAGGGGUUCUUCAAAGCAUUCUACUAUGGGGACAGCCAAAUAACCCUUUUUGGUUCUAGGUAGCACCUUUUUAUCUGAGUGUAGCUAACAAGUGCUAUAAAGUUCAACUUUAACCCCAUGGCUUAAGGUGGAAUCUUUGAGAACUUCCUUUAUAAAUAUUGUAGUAAAGUCAAUGUAAAGGUUUUGAUCCCACCUCUAACACUAUUAACAUAUUUUGAUGACCUUUGACCUUCUGGUCAAUGACCCCUAUUGAGUGACAGUCAGAUGUUGGGUCUAACUGAUUGUCUUUUGUGUUAUAGAUGGACCAGAGAUGCCUGUUAUAACAGGACCAGCAUUAGGAGAAACAGGACACAUCGUGACCUUCAACUGCUCGGCCUCCUCUCAGCCUCCCAGCCAGUUCAGCUGGUUCUUCAAUGGUUCCCAGGUGGCGACUGACUCAGUGUAUGAGACUGGCCCACUGACCUUAGCCACUUAUGGGGAGUACACCUGUGUGGCCUUCAACAACAUCACUGGCAAAAACAGCACUGUCUCCAAGAUGCUCACUGUUGUUGGUGAGUCAGACUGUAGAUUAUUUGCUUUGUUGUGUUCAUUUACAAUCUGAUUAGAAUAACAAUAACAUACUUAGCAUACAAAAGAGGCCAAACAUUUCACAUUUUUACUCAGCGAAGAUGUACAGCUGAAUACAUCCAUUCAAUAUAGUGCAGUGUCCACUUAUACCCUUAGCUCUCACCCCCUCCUUCCACAAAGAUGUACUUUUCCAUCACCCAGGAUUUAUCUGUGCUCCUCCAUGCCUAUCACAGGACUUCUCAUCAGUCAGGAGAGGCCUUGGGAGUAUACAUUCCUGGAGUCCACUGCAGUCCACUAAAUAAUGACACUUCUCAUACACAGAGUUUGAACCUAACACUACCUUCAAAUUAUAAACACAUAAAAACAAUCUAUUCAUACUAAGGGGAUAGAAUUAUAUAAAACAGGAAAUAUAUAAAACUGUAAGAUAAACAGUAAUUUACAAUCUUUCAGAUCGUACAACCAUUUGUUUUAUAUGUACAUUUUUUAUAUAUCCAACUAUUGCAUCGCUGGAACUAACCAUUUUAUCAAAUGACAAAUAUUGAUACUGUACAUAAAGCAAUACACAUCCUCUCUCCUCACAGAGGCUAUAAAGUCGGUGAUGGUGAAACAAAGCAAAAUACCGAUAGCAUCUGACAAUCUAACCCUGACCUGUGAUGUCACUGGGCGCUAUGACACAAUCUACUGGAUGAAGGACAACCUGCCUCUGAUCCUGAACAACACCUUGAACUCUGACAUCACCAUCUCCAACAACUCUCUGCACUUCAGUCCAGUCAACGUGUCUAAUGAUGGAAACUAUCAGUGCGUCGCCACCAACCUCCUUCGUCCACACACCAGCCCUAAAUACAAGCUAUUGGUGAACUGUAAGUACUGGCGUUUUAAUCUGUUGGUAAAAUAUUUAAAAAGAUAAAAAUGGUACAUUAUAUAAUGUAGAAACAGUCAGAAACCCACCACUGUUAUGAUGGUUAGUGCUAUUAGGGAUACUUGGGAUGUCCCUAGCCUAAACCCUAACCUUAACCCCUACCAUUACCUUAACCUUUACCUAGCCUUAACCUUAACUCUUACCUUAACUGUUUUAAAUUUCAACUUCAAUGGGGUGACGUAAGAGUUGGAUGUCCCAAGUACCCCGUUUAGACAUUUUUCCCUGUUAUGACUCCCCCCCCCCCCCACCCCCCCCUCCCCUCUCUAAACCUCUUUCUGUAGAUGGCCCUCUGAGUGUGAACAUCUCUGGACCAGUCUCAGUGAUGAUUGGCUCAGUAAUCACAGCCACGCUGAAGUGCUCUGCCGACUCCCAGCCAACCAGUGAAUACGGGUGGAAAUUCAACAACCAAUCAGUGCUGGGGACUGGUCCUUUGAUAGCUGUUGUCGCCUCCUUGGAGAAUGCAGGGAACUACACUUGUGUGGCCAAGAACCCUGUGACCAACAUCUCAAUGUCCAACACCAUCAGUCUGGAUGUCACUGGUAAGUGGGUCGGCUGUUGUAGUAAGACCUAGGUGGAAUGUACUGAGUAAUCAAAUGUCACAAAGUUGUUUUUAUUAUGUUGAAACUUGGUAUUAAAUAUUGGCAUACUUGUUUGUGCAAGGAUCAUUUUCAUGCAUCAGGGAAAAUGCAAUAAAGACAUAUGCUGAACUGGGGGGUACAGACAGGAAUCAAGAAUAUUACAAUUUAAAGAAACUUCCUCACUCAUUCUCUUUGCCCUCCUCCUCUCCCAUUCUCUUUGCCCUCCUCCUCUCCCAUUCUCUUUGCCCUCCUCCUCUCCCAUUCUCUUUGCCCUCCUCCUCUCCCAUUCUCUUUGUCUACCUCCUCUCCCAUUCUCUUUGCCCUCCUCUCCCAUUCUCUUUGCCCUCCUCCUCUCCCAUUCUCUUUGCCCUCCUCCUCUCCCAUUCUCUUUGCCCUCCCCCUCUCCCAUUCUCUUUGUCCUCCUCCUCUCCCAUUAUCUUUGUCUCCUUUCUCUCUCAGGCCACUCUCCUGCCCCUCCAUUCCAGUCCAGAGUUGGUCUGAUGCUGAUGGCCCUGCUAGCUCUCUCUCUCUGCCUCUGA
Messenger RNA from Coregonus sp. 'balchen', 12183 nucleotides. NCBI's taxonomy places the organism in Eukaryota, Metazoa, Chordata, Actinopteri, Salmoniformes, Salmonidae. The record is from the annotation of a GenBank genome assembly.